AAGCGUCUGUGGCACGUGAGCUUGAUGAGCUCUCUAACGGGACGAGCUCGAGGCGCUCUCUAAUCCGCAUGCCACAGCCACCAUCAACCUUUCAAACUUACAUUUCCAUCAAACUCCGACCACUACAGCAGGCAAUCAUGACUAUCGACGCACCCGUUAUUCUGUCCGCACUUUUCUUCACGAUUAUUGCCAUUAUAGUUGCGUCGGCGUUCCUGGCGAAGAAACCUGCGCAAAAGAAAGAGCAGAAACAGAAACAACACGAGGAGAGAUCCGAGCGGGUUUCUGAAUAUCACCAGCCCAGAGUAGAGCAACCAGCUCCAGUUCAGAAGGAGCUGAUUACUGAAGAGAAAAGAGAAGAAGUCGUUCCUGAAGCCGAAGUCGUCCUCCAAACACCUGGACAGGCAGAGGUAAAGGCUGAAGAGGAGAUCACUGUUGAGCCGAAAAAGGAAGAGCCCGCUGCAGUCGCGCCUGUAAUUGAGGAAGUUGGUGUUGUAGAAGAAAACCCUGGAGUUGAACCUGAGGUCAUCCCUGUGCAAGAAACCCCUGUCCAGGCAGCCCCAGAGCUUGAGCCCGAGCCUGUACCUGAAGAAGUCGUACCAUCAGCACCUGUAGAAGAGCCCGUUCCUGUGCCAGAGCCAGUGCCUGAGCAAGUACCCACCUCGUCACCAGAACCAGUGGCUGAACCAGUGAAGGAGUCUGUCCCAGAACCAGUGCCUGAACUAGUCCCAGAGGUGCCCAUUCAUGAACCAGCAUCUGAAACCACCCCAGAACCAGUAUCAGUGCCUACCCCAGAACCACUUCCUGUUCCAAACCCUGAAACCGAGCCUGCACCCAUCACAGAGCCACUGUCCUCAGCAGCUCCUGAAGAAGCGCCUGUGCCCAUCCCUGAGACAUCACCAGCAGCUGAAUCCCUUCCAGAAGUCCUACAGAAUACUGAUGUGGCAGCUGCUUUGGUGACAGACGAGGUCGAGACCUCUGCAGCCCUCCCCGGAAAUAAGAGGACCACCAAGUUUGAGAAGAGAAUGACCAAGGAGGAGACGGAUGAGGAGCAGAGAGAUGCCGAGUGAGCAGAAGUUAAGGGAAGAUGCGCUCCCUCUAACGGACCUUGAGGACCUUCAGGGACUUCUCUGUUUGACUCUCUCUGAAACUUACCAUCGUGCUUUUAGUCUCUUUCCCCUUUGUUUUCUGCCUGUGAAUAACUUAUUAAAGCAAAAUGCCAAAGAACAUAAGAUUAUUUUAUUAUAUAUGUUAUUCUAUGAAAGGUUUAUUUAAACAGUAAUUACGUAUUUAAUCUACACUGAGCUAGAUUUAAUUAUCACUGUGAUGUUACAGUUUACAUUAAGUUCAUUUAGUUUGUUUUGGAAACUUUUGUUUAAAUGAAAUGGAGGGAUAAUGGUGAACCAGUGAUUCUGAUUUAUUUUAUUUGAUUUCUUUUUUAUAUGACAU
Molecule: messenger RNA, 1446 nt
Organism: Carassius auratus (goldfish)
Lineage: Eukaryota; Metazoa; Chordata; Actinopteri; Cypriniformes; Cyprinidae
Product: E3 ubiquitin-protein ligase RNF12-B
Exons: 5
Coding region: 69-1067 (332 amino acids)
Source: RefSeq, a predicted model, not a curated record